Messenger RNA from Hyposmocoma kahamanoa, 578 nucleotides. RefSeq lists its product as uncharacterized. The transcript has 5 exons. The record is from RefSeq and is a predicted model, not a curated record. NCBI's taxonomy places the organism in Eukaryota, Metazoa, Arthropoda, Insecta, Lepidoptera, Cosmopterigidae. The coding region runs from base 11 to 535 and encodes 174 amino acids.
UCAAUCACCAAUGAUUUUUGUUAGUUAUUUACAAUUUUUUACAAAUUUUUAUAUUACUUUGAUAAUUAUCGUAAGUUUUCAGGUCAACGACUGUGGCAGUUCCAUUACUUGUGCGAUUCUUCAAGACCCGCGAGUGGCAAACUGUUGCAAAGACCCCAUGAAGCAAAACAGCCAACGAAGACAAUUUCCUCCCCUUUUCGCUGCCUGCUUGAAAGCUCAUAUGAGAGAUCAAACUUCAUGCGGAUUCCAAAACUGUUAUGGCCAAAGGAAAGGAUAUGUAAACACAGAUGGAAGUUUAAAUAAGCAAGGUUUAUUACAAGAAUAUAGUGAACAAUUUUAUAAGCAACCUGAGAUAUUUGAACGCGUUAAACAACGAUGCAUCUUUUCGAAUUUAUCAAGAUUUACCGCUUCUUGUGAAGCAGACAGAUUACAAAAAUGUUUGUUUCCUUUUAUGUUAAUGAAGUGCCAAAAUUGGUACGACUACGGUUCCUGUCAGGGUCUCCGUCAAUAUAUUGAUUUUUGUGCAAGUACGUGAAGUUGAACUCCAUAAGUAAAAAAUAAAUUAAAGUACUUAUAAU